AACACAAUAUCUGCUCUAAUCCACGACUCGCCCGACCGAGCCGUCACGGCUAUUGAGCUUUUGACAGGAAGCGACAACUUCGAUAUUGUGUCGGGCGACCUUAAGCGUCCCGACUGCUUAUUUAAGUACGUUAAAUCUAUUACAGCGAAUAUCUACCCCUUAGUGGAACCGCACUUAGUUAGGGCGAGGUCUAGGCGUUCGAGCGCUACCGUAAAUAGUCGCGCCGCGAAGCCGAAGCCUACUAUACGAUCUUCCGGUACCUAUCCCCGCAUAUUACUUCGCGAAACCACUAGCGAGCGCUAUAGUAGCGCGCGCGAAUUUGUCGAUCGAGUACAGUUACUCGUGUAUCGAUUAAAUACUAUCGUACCUAGAUCUAUUAGCGACCGAACGUAUAUUGCGAUCUUACUAACGCAAAUCGGACCGGAAUAUAUUCUAGUUAAUAACAAGGAUCCGGUGAAUCCGAUCACGAUCGGAAAUCGUCUGUCGAAUGCUAAGUGGAAGGUCGGUAGGGCCCGCCGACUUCUAAGAGACCGAGGAUCAAUAUCUAGUCUACAGCCCUACUACGAGAUACUAGACACAGCGAGCGAUCUAGUGGAAGCCGAAGGGAUUAGUACGCGUGCUAAAGCUAUUGCGAGACCGCUAUUCGAUAGUAGCGUAUCUAUAGAAUAUUUUUGUGUAACGCUAAAGACGAACCGUAGGGACUACGUACCACGCGGAGGAGGAUCUACUAAUCCUACAGUGCUAUAUAAGCAAGAGAUCUCGCAAGCGACACGCUCGGAUAGGAUAUCUAAACUAGGGCGACUUGAGGGUGGUCCUCCGGUAGACCGGCACUCCGUACCAACCGCUAAUAUAGGCGUAGCUACUAGCAACGCCGCAGUGCUCGGCGUAUAUAUCGGGAACUCCCGCGCAAGACAGCCACGUCUAUAUUCAACGAGAAUUUUUGAAUUAAUCUAUUCGGACCUCAUAGAGAUACCGAUUGCUAAAAAUAGCUCUAGUUUAAAGCCUAGGUGCGCCGAUAGUUCGGCGCCUAGAUCAAAAGAUUUCUCACUGAUAACGGGAGAGAAUAUCUAUCAAUUAGAAUAUAUCUCGAAUCCUAGGGAGUUGAGGCAGAAUAGGCUAGCGGAACGCACUAAUCGUACUAUCCGGGAGCGGAUCAAUACGCUCCUAUCCGAUACGAAUCUUUCUCCUUUCUAUGGUCUAUCUAAAGCUACGUACGCUAGUAUCGAUCUUACAGAAGAAGACUCCUACAAGCUCUAUAAAAUAUAUUCCGGAAAGACCGUCUUUUCCCGUGAUAUCGAGUUCGAUAAGAGGACCCCGAUAGCGCUAUUUAUCGAGAGGGAAAUAGGCAACGACCUCCUAGACAAUGCUCCUCUAUCACUAGUCUUUCUAUUAAUACCAAGUUCGAUCAGCGGGCUACUAACACUAUCUAUAUCGCCUUUAGCUCUAUCGAAUAAGCAAGAGCAAACGCUAUCUAAGCGAACCGACUUGACUUCGGACCUUAGGUAUUCGAUCUAUAGUCGUAGACGAAGACCGUCACAGCGUCUCCUAGAGUCACUAGUAGGCGCAUUAAAUACCGCACUAGUAAGAUACGUCGACCCGGCGACUUUCUAUAAGGCCGUAUUAGGCCUAAACUAG
Messenger RNA from Penicillium cinerascens, 1635 nucleotides. RefSeq lists its product as uncharacterized. The annotation marks the transcript as partial. Lineage: Eukaryota; Fungi; Ascomycota; Eurotiomycetes; Eurotiales; Aspergillaceae. The record is from RefSeq and is a predicted model, not a curated record. The transcript is spliced from 16 exons.